This is a messenger RNA of Misgurnus anguillicaudatus (oriental weatherfish), 1728 nucleotides long. Lineage: Eukaryota; Metazoa; Chordata; Actinopteri; Cypriniformes; Cobitidae. The record is from RefSeq and is a predicted model, not a curated record.
UAAGAAUGAGACAUUUAAAUCUGUCACCGACUCUCGAAUCUCAUUCAAAGUUUCGCGUGUCUUCCUGAUUUUUUAUUGAAUACAAAAUUAUAUUAACAACAAAGGCAAAUAUACAUUUACAGUGUAGAUAAGUAUUACAUGCUCAACACAGUAUAACUAAUAAAUUGUUUAGAAAAAAGCGUGUCUUCUGAUUCUCCAUAUAGAGGGUAUGCAUUGACGUCACUUUUCCACGUGACCACGAAGGAGCACGCCCUGUUGAGUGGCAAACGUUUAACAAAAUGGAUGGUUUUCAUAGCGGCUGCUCCGAAAAUGCCAGCAAAACUGACUAUUAUGUGCUUAAAUUGAAUUUAGUUGGACUUGAUAGCAGAGGGUAUGCACGUGACGUCACUUUCGGCGAAAAUGACUGCGGUUACGCCCACUGAGUGGCAAAAGACAGAGCGGCAGAAUGAGUGUCGAGUCUGAAUGGGAAACAGCUGUUGUGCGAUAAACUGUACAAGCACAUUAACAAGAAUUCGGAGCUAUCAUUUUACAGACUGCCAAAAAACACAGAAAGGAGAAGUAAAUUGAUUGUUCAUGCCAACGUCCACAGACCACAGUGCACAUUUUGGUCCGGCGAUAUGAGCCUUCUGAUCAAGAAGCCAUUGAAAUGAUUUACCCAGAUGCAAUUAAGGAACACAUCAACCCUGCAUUCCUACACGCCAUGACCCAGCGUCUUCAUAUCACUAUAAGUCUGUUUAUUUGCAUUGGUGCUUAUCUGCUCGGCGGGUCUGUUAUUCUGGCCAUAAUAUCUGGAGGAGCCUGGGUUGGUCUGGUGUACUUCUGCUGCUAUGAGUAUUACGCUUCUUAUGUCCGGAACAGACUACGUACAGACAUGAAGGACAUUCCAGGUCACUAUCUCAGCAAUCCAGAUAACUGCUUCUGGGUCGCUGAAGCCGAGAUGGACGGUAGGCGUCGGAUUUUGGGUAUGGUGGCUGUGGAAGCCAAAGAUGACGGCGACGGAAAGAAACAUGGAAAGCUUUUACGAAUGAGCGUGUUGUCCACCUGUCGCCGUGCUGGUCUCGGUCAACAGCUGGCUAAAACCGUCGAAGACUUCUGCAAGGAACGUAGCUUCACAAAGAUCAUACUUUCCACCUCUUCUGUUCUAAGAGCGGCCGUGGCGCUUUACAAUAAGAUGGGCUUUAAACUGGUCCUGGUUCAUACUCAAUCUGAGAGACCAAAGUGGUUGGUCUGGAUGACUCGACUCAAAAUUUUGUACAUGGAGAAAAUCAUUUGAUCCUUAACUGCUGUUAAUACACCUGACCUGAGCUCAAUAGCAGAAAGUAUUUGAGAGUUAUGAGAUGGUCAGAUGAAAACUGAUAUGGAGUUCCAUCAGUUAAAAAUAACCAAAGAGUUUCAAUAUUUUUUCCUAUUUAAAACUGAACUUUUCUGUUAUGAUUUGCAAGAGGGAACCCAAGUGCAGACAGAGGGAUAAACACUAAAGACCUUUAUUUACAAUAUUAACAGAAAACAAAACCCACGAGGGGGCAAAACAACAUAAGAGAUAUUAAAUGAACACUCAACAAGACUAUAACUACACUUAACACUAGACCGGGUGACACUAAACAAUAAACUUGACUUCACACUAAAUAUACAAAGACCUAGACUAGACUUGACAAAACAGCUUUACUCACGGGUAUGGAAACAAUGCACAAGCACAGGACAAUGAAUACAAGAGGAUUAAAUAGGGGA